ACUCACUCAAUGUUCUCCUGCUACUUCCAGCAUUGUGCCAGUUUUCAUCUCUACAGUGGACGAACCCCAAAGAGAAGUACUAACUUAUGCUCUACUUGACACCCAGAGCGACUCAAGUUUCAUCUUGGAAGAUCUUCUUGAAAGUUUGAAUGUUGUCUCACAACCUGUGCAAUUGAGGCUCAGCACCAUGACAGCUGCUGACACGAUCACUGCCAGUAAGAGAGUCUGUGGACUUAAAGUAAGAGGACUACAAUCUGCAAGUUCUAUACCACUACAGCAAGCAUACACAAGAGACUUCAUUCCAGUGGACAAGUCGUAUAUUCCCACCAAGCACACAGCGCUUCAGUGGAGUCACCUCAGACACUUAGCAAGUCAGCUGUCACCACUUUUGAACUGUGAAGUCGGACUUUUAAUUGGAUUUGACUGCCCAUCUGCUCUAGCUCCCUUGGAAGCAAUUAUAGGUGGUGAAAAUGAGCCUUUCGCGCAAAGAACUGUGCUUGGGUGGAGUAUUAUAGGCCUGUCUAAUCCACACCUUGACCGACAAGGAAAUCAGAGUUUUGUCCACCGUGUUGCAGUAAAGGAAAUACCUGUCCCAUCGGCCAAUGAUAUCCUGAAAAUUCUUGAGUCAGAUUUCAAUGAAAAAGCUUAUGAGGAUAAAUGUGUGUCACAAGAGGAUGUUCGUUUCAUACAGCACCUCAGUGCCAAUAUUCAUCAGAAGGAUAAUGGACAUUACGAGCUUCCUCUCCCAUUUAAGUGCAGCAGCCGACCCUCACUACCCAACAACAAAGGGCUAGCAACUGCUCGACUACAACACCUAAAGAAACGGCUCAAGUCCAAUAAACAGUAUUAUGAUCACUACAAGGCUUUCAUGGAAGAGAUGAUUAUCAAAGGUGAUGCAGAACAAGCUCCAGCUAUACUAAGUGGAGAGACAGUGUGGUACAUCCCACACCAUGGGGUGUACCACCCUCAGAAACCAAACAAGCUGAGGGUGGUAUUCGAUUGUUCAGCAAAGUUUCGUGGUAUAUCAUUAAAUGACACACUUCUGACUGGGCCUGAUCUAACCAAUUCCUUGGUGGGAGUGCUGUGCCGUUUCAGAAAGGAGCCAGUUGCAGUUACCUGUGACAUAGAGAAGAUGUUUCACCAGUUUCUCGUCCCACCUGAUGAACGCAAUUACCUGAGAUUCUUAUGGUGGGAGGGUGGAGACUUGGAGAAAGAGCCUCAAGAAUAUCGCAUGGCAGUCCACCUCUUUGGUGCCACGUCUUCACCUGGGUGUGCUAAUUUCGGCCUAAAGUACCUGGCACAGCAGCACAAGGUUAACUAUCCUUCAGCCUCAGCAUUCAUUGAGAAGAACUUUUAUGUGGAUGAUGGGUUAACCAGUGUUCCCUCAACCAGUGAAGCCAAAGAACUAAUAAUGCAAGCUCAAAGAGUGUGUAAACAUGGAGGUUUACGGCUUCACAAAUUUAACUCAAAUAAGGAAGACGUUCUGAGUUGUUUAAACCCGUUAGAAAAGGCAACAACAUCAAAGCCUCUUGACUUUAAUCUUGAAGCAACACCAGCUGGACGUGUACUCGGCAUUCAAUGGUCAACAAAGGAUGACACAUUCAGUUUCAGCAUCGACCUUAAGGAUCAACCAUUGACUCGCCGUGGUAUUCUGUCUGUUAUAGCCUCUCUAUAUGACCCUCUUGGGUUUGUCGCCCCAUUUAUUCUACAGGGAAAGUGUAUCCUACAAGAACUUUGUCGUAGAGGUACUGAAUGGGACAACGAACUUCCUGAUGACUUGCGUCCUCAAUGGGUGGAUUGGAAAAACGAUCUUCUGAAACUCAAGGAAGUAUUGAUACCAAGAUGUUAUCACCCACAUACCUUCAGUGAAAUAGUCAGAACAGAGUUACACCACUUCUCUGAUGCGAGUAAUGUAGGAUAUGGUGCUUGUUCCUACCUCCGCUUCAAAAAUGAAAAGAGUGAAGUCCACUGCUGUCUGGUGAUGGCUAAAGCCAGGGUCUCACCUACAAAGGUCAUAAGCAUUCCCAGGUUAGAACUCUCAGCCGCUGUCAUAUCUGCCAGAAUGAGUGUCAUGCUGAAAAAUGAGCUGGAAAUGAAGAUUGACCAAGAGUUCUUCUGGACAGACUCGCAGGUCGUUUUAGCAUACAUUAACAACGAAGCCCGUAGGUUUCAUGUUUUUGUCGCAAAUCGAGUGCAGCUGAUACGAGAUGUCACAGAUCCUAGUCAGUGGUGUUACGUAAAUACAACAGAUAACCCUGCUGAUUAUGCAUCUAGAGGGCUUAAUGCGUCUGCCAUCUCUACAUCAAUGUGGUUAUCAGGACCCAAAUUCCUGUGGGAACAGGAAGUAAAUGCAACACCAUACACACCUGUGAACCUGCUUGUCGGUGAUCCUGAAGUUAAAUUAGUCCAAACCUUUGUGACCUCCGUCAGAGACGGAGCAGACAUCCUCAGUCGCUUAAGUCGAUUCUCUUCUUGGUCUAUGCUUCUAAGGGUGGUUGCAAGAAUAAACAGAUUGGGCCACAAACAGAUGUACAACGGUGAUCAUGUGACAGUUGAAGAACGUGAGAGAGCUGCUAAGGUGGUCAUCAAGCUUGUACAGCAGCAAGCAUUCUCAAAGGAAAUGCAAAUAAUUGAAAGAGGAGAAGCUCUACCAAAUUCAAGCGCACUGUACCCUCUGGAUCCUAUUUUGGACAAUGGCAUCCUCCGUGUUGGUGGGAGGCUAAAACACUCAUCUCUCAGUCAAGAUCUAAAACAUCCUGUAAUACUUCCAAAAGGUAACCACAUCACUAAACUAAUUCUGUCACAUUACCACACCAAAGUUCGUCACCAGGGAAGAAGCCAAACUCAAAUGGAGUUAAGAAUGAAUGGAUUCUGGAUCAUUGGAGGCAGUAAGUCCGUCGCUAAAUUCAUACACAAGUGUGUGCAAUGUCGGAAACUCAGACGACCAGCUGAAGAACAGCGUAUGGCAGAACUUCCCAGAGAACGUGUUGAGGUUUCCGCUCCAUUCACGUACUGUGGUAUGGACUGUUUCGGGCCAUUUAUUGUGAAGAGAGCUCGUAAGGAGCUUAAGAGAUAUGGCCUAUUAUUCACUUGUCUAUCAUCUCGUGCAGUCCAUAUUGAAAUGAUUGAGGACCUAUCUACAGACUCCUUUAUCAAUGCCCUAAGGUGCUUUAUCAGCCUCAGAGGAGCAGUUCGCAAACUUCAGUGUGACCACGGCACUAACUUUGUUGGAGCUAAAAAUGAAUUCGCAAAAUCACUGAAAGAGAUUGACACCAACGCCUUAGAGAUCUUUCUUACAGAAAGGCAAUGCGAGUUUGUCUUUAAUGCUCCUUCUGCAAGCCAUGCUGGAGGUGUCUGGGAGCGUCAGAUACGUACUGUGCGAAAUGUACUCAAUGCCACACUUGCUUUAUGCCCAGGCAGGCUUGAUGACGCAUCACUCAGAACGCUGUUCUAUGAAGCAAUGGCCAUUGUAAACAGCCGCCCUCUAACGGUAGAUGGGAUUAAUGAUCCAAAUUCACUCGAACCAUUGACCCCAAACCAUCUGAUAAUGAUGAAAUCUGAUGUUGCUCUUCCACCUCCAGGAAAGUUUGUAAAACAAGAUGUGUAUGCCACUAAAAGAUGGCGCAGAGUUCAAUACCUAAUCGAACAAUUUUGGAGUCGUUGGAAGAAGGAAUACCUUCUCAACAUUGCAGCACGUCAGAAAUGGCAUAUUCCUCGCCGUAACCUUCAAGUGAAUGAUGUUGUAAUCAUCAAAGACGAUAUGCUUCCCAGAGGUCAGUGGCAAUUAGGCCGAGUGGUGGAAACCAGUGAAGGAAGUGAUGGUCUUGUAAGGCGAGUUAAGUUGCAGUUAGGGGAGCGAAAACAAAAUCAAUGCUCCAAGCCCACAGUCAUUGAAAGGCCCAUCCAAAAAUUGGUGGUACUUAUUGAAAAUGAGUAAUCAGCGACUGCUUUGUGAUAUCAUUGCAUCAGACAGACUUCACAUGCAUAAAAACUGUGAAGGCGGUCAUAUUGAUGUUCAGAAAUCAUGUUCUGAUUCAUUCACAGUUUGUUCUGUUCUUUCAUCAUCUCAUAAUUGGUGGGAGUGUAAAUGACCGCAAAAAUAUGUAUGUGUGUGUCACUUUAAAUGUGUUGUGUGUGCGCACGCACGCUCUCUACGUAACGUAAGCUGUAACGCAGGUAGAAGAAAGAGGUGCGGACGAGGAGCACAUUGUGGUUCUCACAUGGCGUUUACAAAAGUUUGAAAUAUAUAUUGUAAAAAGUGGAUGCACUUUACGUUUUGGUUCAUCUAGUACCCUUUGGCAAGCGGAGCGAGGUAUGUGUCUUUAUUGUGUGUUUUGCAUGUUGUAUUUUAAAGUAAUAUAUAAUUUCGUAUGGCACGUGUUAUUUGUCGCUCUUUUGGUUAAUUUCUCAUGUAUGUAAUAAUUUAUUUGCCUUUUGGGUAUCUGUAAAUGUGUAUUUGUUUAAGUAAUCUGUCAUUUGUACAUACGUUUUUUAUUUAUGAGUAUAUUGUUUCUUUAUGUAGUUUCACGGUGCUACAACACAACGUUUCUCGAAGUCACGGUUAAUGGCGCUCAAAGCGAGCGAAAUAAAGAAGAUUAAGCACC
Messenger RNA from Carassius auratus (goldfish), 4604 nucleotides. RefSeq lists its product as uncharacterized. The coding region runs from base 188 to 3937 and encodes 1249 amino acids. The transcript is spliced from 2 exons. The record is from RefSeq and is a predicted model, not a curated record. Gene Ontology annotation, biological process: DNA integration. Gene Ontology annotation, molecular function: nucleic acid binding. NCBI's taxonomy places the organism in Eukaryota, Metazoa, Chordata, Actinopteri, Cypriniformes, Cyprinidae.